Manacus vitellinus (golden-collared manakin) is the source of this 1562-nucleotide messenger RNA. RefSeq names its product glycine receptor alpha 4 (gene GLRA4). The transcript has 8 exons. The record is from RefSeq and is a predicted model, not a curated record. Gene Ontology annotation, cellular component: synapse; neuron projection; plasma membrane. Gene Ontology annotation, biological process: regulation of membrane potential; chloride transmembrane transport; nervous system process. NCBI's taxonomy places the organism in Eukaryota, Metazoa, Chordata, Aves, Passeriformes, Pipridae. The coding region runs from base 53 to 1306 and encodes 417 amino acids. Gene Ontology annotation, molecular function: transmitter-gated monoatomic ion channel activity; chloride channel activity; transmembrane signaling receptor activity.
GGUCUCAGGGCGGGAGGAGAUUAAAGCUGCUUCCCGAAGCUCACCCCAGCCCAUGUCACCCUCUGAUUUCCUGGACAAGCUUAUGGGACGAACAUCAGGGUACGAUGCCCGAAUUCGACCCAACUUCAAAGGUCCACCCGUCAACGUGACGUGCAACAUCUUCAUCAAUAGCUUUGGCUCCGUCACCGAGACCACCAUGGACUACCGGGUGAACGUGUUCCUGCGGCAGCAGUGGAACGACCCCCGCCUGGCCUACCGCGAGUACCCCGACGACUCCCUCGACCUCGACCCCUCCAUGCUCGACUCCAUCUGGAAGCCAGACCUGUUCUUUGCCAACGAGAAAGGGGCCAAUUUCCACGAGGUCACCACCGACAACAAGCUGCUGCGCAUCUUCAAGAAUGGCAAUGUGCUCUACAGCAUCAGGCUGACACUGAUCCUGUCCUGCCCCAUGGACCUCAAGAACUUCCCCAUGGACAUCCAGACAUGCACCAUGCAGCUGGAGAGCUUUGGCUACACCAUGAACGACCUCAUCUUUGAGUGGCUGGAGGAGCAGGAGGCUGUGCAGGUGGCAGAGGGCUUGACACUCCCACAGUUCAUCCUCAGGGAUGAGAAGGACCUGGGCUAUUGCACCAAGUACUACAACACAGGCAAGUUCACCUGCAUUGAGGUGAAGUUCCACCUGGAGAGGCAGAUGGGUUACUACCUGAUCCAGAUGUACAUCCCCAGCCUGCUCAUUGUCAUCCUCUCCUGGGUCUCCUUCUGGAUCAACAUGGAUGCGGCGCCAGCCCGAGUGGGCUUGGGCAUCACCACGGUGCUCACCAUGACCACACAGAGCGCCGGCUCCCGGGCCUCCCUGCCCAAGGUGUCCUACGUGAAGGCCAUUGACAUCUGGAUGGCCGUGUGCCUGCUCUUCGUCUUUGCUGCCCUGUUGGAAUACGCAGCCGUCAACUUUGUCUCCCGCCAGCACAAGGAGUUCAUGCGCCUGCGCCGCCGCCAGCGCCGCCAGAGGAUGGAGGAAGAGCUUGUCCGCGAGAGCCGCUUCUACCUGCGAGGCUACGGGCUGGGCCACUGCCUGCAGCCCAAGGACGGGGCUGGGGAGGGCCCCAGCAUGUACAGCCCCGCUCCAGCCACUCCAGCCACGCUGCUGCGGGAGGGGGAGGCCCUCCACAGGCGCUACAUCGACCGGGCCAAGCGCAUCGACACCGUCUCCCGAGCCGUCUUCCCCUUCACCUUCCUGGUCUUCAAUAUCUUCUACUGGGUCGUUUACAAAGUGCUGCGCUCAGAGGACAUCCACCUGGUGCCCUGAGGCCUGGAAAAGUACGACUGCCUGUCUGUCUGACCCUCUGCAGUGUGCCCGGGCAACACAAGCUCAGCCAGAACUGUAUUUGCCUCUGUCCCGGAGCAGCUGCUCAGCUGGGCUGGGCCUCAGAGCCUGGACACGUGGCAGCCCAUUCCCCACUGGAUCCCAGGGCACCAAGUGGGGGGAUCAACAACUGCAGGUCCCCACAGUCAGCUGGAGAGAGGGACCCUUCCUACUUCCUGCAUGGUGUCACCCCCAGGUA